Messenger RNA from Orbicella faveolata, 4388 nucleotides. RefSeq lists its product as uncharacterized. Lineage: Eukaryota; Metazoa; Cnidaria; Anthozoa; Scleractinia; Merulinidae. Gene Ontology annotation, molecular function: cysteine-type endopeptidase inhibitor activity involved in apoptotic process; ubiquitin protein ligase activity. Gene Ontology annotation, cellular component: cytoplasm; nucleus. Gene Ontology annotation, biological process: negative regulation of apoptotic process; regulation of cell cycle; positive regulation of protein ubiquitination. The record is from RefSeq and is a predicted model, not a curated record.
CUGUACAUUUACGUGAAAUGCUGAAGCACCCAGAGAGUCGAGAUCUGCCAUCGAUGGCGCCGGACAGCAUCACUCCACAGACCUCUUACAGUUCGGCCGACUUCAGUGAUCGAGAAUUUGGAAGUCAUACAGGCGAUAGCUUCAACGGAUUCGACCAUCAAGAAGCGUAUCACAUAAACAACGCUGACAAGACGGACAUGCUGAAUCAUGAACCAGAGUAUUAUAGCUACCAAAAGAGACUUGACACUUACGCUAGGUGGCCAGCCUACAGCCCAAUGUAUCCCAGUGCUUUAGCUGCUGCGGGUUUCUUCUACACUGGGACAGAUGAUCGAGUAGAGUGUUUCAAGUGUGGUUUGCAUUUACGGCAGUGGAAGGCUGACGAUGACCCGUGGAUUGAGCAUAAACGACAUCGACCCGCUUGUCGGUUUGUCAGGGAAUGUGAAAAUGAGGUGACUUGUCGUCCUGUGGAAGCUUCUACCUGUGUCCAAGAACCGAGCCAGCCUUCUUUUACACCAGCUUUCCCAAGAUAUGGAGAUCGCAUGUAUCAAACCGAGCAACAUGGCAGUCCACGUGACGAUCCUGAAGAGUUGGUAUAUCCGGAAAGACCACAGUAUGCCACCCAAGGGGGAGGGGAAGGAGGAGUGUAUGGCAACCAAGAGCGGUCCUACCCUGUUGAUAGUCAAAACGGUUUUCAACCAGUUUAUUAUCCAGCGGGAACACAAGAGUUUCAAGGAAUAGAGCCGAGAUUUGUUGAGUACACAGGACACGAACAAACAGGAACAGACAGAAAUAAACACGUGGUGGUGAGACAGGGCUCAAAUCAGGUGCACAUAGUGGGAUCAGCAGUCUACCGACUUAAUCCUGAAGACAAACUUUACAUACAUGGCGGAGGACAAGGUUACCCCCCACAGGUGAGGUCUGAAAGAGAAUUACAACCUGUUUACCAAGGAGCUCAUCAGACGAGUCGACUUCCGUCUGUUGAGAAAUGCCUCACUGGUUCACAUCCUGCUCCCAGAGAACCCAUCCAGUUUGGUUCACAAGUACAAAUGCCUGGUGGAACCCAGUUUCCUCAGUCGACUGUUUCUUACCCACCGAGCAAUGUUGGGCCAUUUGGAAAGCAAGUUGGGUACCAGUACCCCAGCGAGAAAGGUUCAGCCGGUGAAAAUACUCCCACGUUUCAAGAAGGAGGUUCAAACGUAAAGCAUAUGAUGCAGCCGUUUCGAGAAGGCGAUAAAAUUGAAUACGGAAGAGAUGCAUUGCACGAAACAAGAGCAUCCAUACAACUGUAUGAGGCAGAGAGAAGGACAUCGCGCGAGGAUCAACUUUUGCAAGAAAACUGUUAUAGCCCUCAGCAGUAUCCUGGAACAAACUCUGAAAGAGAUGUAACAGGCACUAAGCCUCAGCCACCCCAAGAUAGAAGCAGGCGGCAGACUCCCCCCGGUCGUAUGGUCCAUGGUACGAGAAGGCCUUCUCCAGCCUUUAUGGCCUUUCCAGUUAAAGAUCCGAGCCUUCAGACAGCUCAGCGGCCGCUGAUAAGACAGGAAGAAGCAAGGCAUGUGACGUCAUCAUCCGACUUGUCCAACGAACAUCAUCGUCUGACGACAUUUGUUGACUGGCCGCAUGACCACCCUAUACGUGCGUGGGAUCUGUCGGCCGCGGGAUUUUAUUACCUGGGUACUGGUGAUUCAGUCAAAUGCUACAAGUGUAGCAUUAUGCUCCACAACUGGGACCCCACGGACACUCCCUGGGGGGAGCACAAGAAGUGGUCGCCCAGGUGCCCCCUGGUUUUAGAGCACAAUAGUAGGCCACAGCAUGUCCAGAGGCAGAACACAGCGCCUGAACAACGCGUCCAGCCUGCUCAAGAGGAUCGUCAACGCGGACGCUUGGAUCAGGGUCCAAAUGAUCGACAGGUGCCAUACAGGAGUGGUAACCCGGCUCGGCCUGUUUAUGGUACAUGGGAAGGAUCAGAACAGUAUCCAGCAAGCAAAGUGUCUAAUGGCUCAACUCCACGGAAUCCAUCAACAGAAGAGCAGCGCUCGCCCUGGUAUACCCAGCCUAUGGCGACUUCAUCGGGGGAGGGUCACAUGACUAGUGGAGGUCAGACCGGUCGUACUGAAGAAUCUAACUCGAGGAGGUCAAGUGAAACUGUCCAAGGGCCCCGCUCUUGCUCUCCCAGAGGAAGUACCACAAUAGAAUUCGACAUGGAGAAACUGGCCGAUAUGGGUUUCACUCAGCGAGAAAUACAAGACGUAAUUGCUUUUCAAAUGGAAACUACAGGAUCAAAUUUCAGCUCGUAUCCCGAGCUCGUUUCAGCUCUGUUGGAAAGGCAGCAGGCGAGAUCCCCGGGCUACAAAUCGUUCCCUCAGCCAAUGACUCAAGAAGACGAAAGGCCACCUUCUCCGCCACGCCUCGACUUACCCGCGGAAGUGCUCCCGGGUAUGACCAGUCUGCGAGAAAACGAAGACUUCCGAGAGAGGAAUUGCCUGAGUGCUGUGACGUCACCUACUACCCUUCUACCGAACAGGACCAGCCUGCGUCGAACCCUUAGCGCGCCAGCGUCAAGAUCGUCGGAAUCGGAAGAAUCACUGGAGGAGAAACUGGAACGAAUGCAGGAGGAGCGCACAUGCAAAAUCUGCAUGGACGCCGAAGUGGGUGUGGUGUUCCUGCCUUGCGGUCAUUUCAGUUGUUGUGCUGACUGCGCGAAUGGCAUAGAGUUGUGUCCAAUGUGUCGUAGCCCGAUACACGAGAUGGUCCGUACGUACUUAUCUUAAAAACCACUAGUUAUUAUCUACUAGUGAGUGGUCCUUUUAAAAGGGUUAUAGCACAGGAAGACAACAACGCUAUGUUGUCGUCGGUUCACAUGUUCUGUAGAUACUGCACUAACAUUUGAUAACAGAACCUCGUGCAGGCUGUGCUGGUAACAAGUUGUUGACAUUUUCUUUUCCGUUAUACUAACAGGCUCAUUGAAAAGGUUAAGUUACUCUUUUUUAACCGGGGCAGCCGUCGCGAGAUAACUUCUUUGUUAGGUGGUUUCAUUUUCUUUAAGAAGGGAGGAAUAGAAUAUUAUAUUUUAGGGAACUUCGUAAUCGCUUAUAGCCAGAUUAGCAAAACAGCAAGCAAGACUGCUCAAAUUGACUGCUUUUUUUAAUCAGUAGUAGUAGAUACACAAGAUUAGAAUUCAGAACUUAGUAAAAGUUUUGACCAUAACAGGAUAAGGCAUGCGCAGUGCGGGCUAGUGGGCAAACGUUCUUGCAAGCUAAUUGGCUGAUUCGAUAGAAACAGUUCGUGGCACCGCGCGCGGUUUUUUCAUGUACUGCCAAAAAGUAAAAAACACUAAGCAAUAAGACUGAUCACUCUUGUCUUUCACGCGGCUCUUGGCCGCUCGUCAACUGUCGGACAAUAGAUAUCUCUAGCUCGCAUCCUGACUGUUUAUCGCUCGUCAUAAUGUUAACAAGCAAUAUUUCAGAUUAACAGUUUUGUUUCUGUAGAGGAACGAGAAAGCUAUUAUACACUGCUAUUCAGCAAGAAGCGGAAAAAAUAUUUCCAGGGUGAUCAAGUAGAACUGAGAUUUUUACGUUUCAAUUAGCACACCUUGCAUGAGGUUAGAUUUGCAUUGAUUGAAUUAUUUUGGUAGCAGAUUUACAUCAUUGAUUUUAUUGAGUGCUUAAUGAAGGGUUUCAAAUUGAUUGUUGUGUAAGUUUGAACCAAUCAGAGAGCUGGAAAAUCCGUUGGGUAUUCAGCGAUAUCUAACUAAUCUAAGUGUACGUCAACGGUAACUUUUUUCAGUUCAUGUGUCGCUGCUAUUAGGGAGUUUAAGCAAACCACGACGGAUACGCCAAGGGGAAAUUGACGUCACCGAACAAAGGGUUCAAUGAGCAAACAAUGGCUGUGCACGUGCGUUAUAAAUCUUGGUAUAUUUCUUAGCCAUCCUCUGCAAUACCACAACGUGAAAUAACCAAGUUCUGCGUAUUUUGGAGAACGUGAUUGACGGCGGCUAAUUUUUCUUAUAUUCAUUUGGAAUUGAAUGCUGGCAUGACGUAUUUAACUUGAGCAAGUUCUGAGACCGAUAGGUGCAUUGAACAGAUGAAAUAGAAAUUCAUUUUUUACCAGGCGCUGUCCUUGGGGUUUCCGUCGUCAUUGCUUAAACUCUGUUGUCUUCAACGGGACUGCUUGAACGUCGAUUCAAAUAGUCGUGCUUCCCUUCCAUGACCUACGCGUUCAUUCAGACUUAAGAUUAGUUCAUUGAAAUUAAAAUAAACAUGGUAAUUUUCAGGUUUUCUCCCACUGGCAAGUUGUUAAAGUAUAGACUAUUCCACGCUCGGAAAUGAGAUAUGAUCUUCUGAAGAUACCUCAUAACUUCUUUUAUUAAAAACUAGAUCAUUGAAUAA